AAAAGUGUGGGUGGAGCACCUGGAGCCGCCGCCGCGGGCGCCAAAUUACCCAACGGCCUCGCGUGAAUUCUCGCCGCGUUGCCCCCAUCCGACUCCGAUCCCCGCAGAUCUACGGGGUGGAAAGGACAAUCGAAAAAAAAUUUACUUCGAGCGGCAGAGGGAUUCCCUACUCUCCUCCCCUUCCGUUCCCUCCCCCGCCCGCGCCGCGCCAACCAAACCCUCCCCCGAGCUCCCGCGCCCGCGAUGGACGCCGCCUCCGCAGCCGCCGGGCCCUCCUCUUCCGCCGCUGAAGCCGCGGCCGCCGGUCCCUCCUCUUCAGCCGCGGCCGCGAGGCCCUCCUCCUCCUCCGGCGCCGAGCCUCCCGCGGCCGCCGCCCAGCCGCCGCCUCCGGCGGCGGCUCCGCAGGUGCUGUUCCAGGUGCCCGUGCAGGUCGGCGGCGCCAGCAGCGGGAGCGGGAGCAGCGUCGCGCGGGCCUGCCGGCACCACGCGUACAGCCGCAAGCAGAAGUCGCUCGGCCUGCUCUGCUCCAACUUCGUGGCGCUGUACGACCGGGAGGACGUGGAGACGAUUGGGCUGGACGACGCGGCCAAGCGGCUCGGCGUCGAGCGCCGCCGGAUCUACGACAUCGUCAACGUGCUCGAGAGCGUCGGGAUUCUUGUGCGGAGGGCCAAGAAUCGGUACACGUGGCUCGGAUUCGGGGGAGUCCCUGCAGCGCUGAAAGAGCUCAAGGAGAGGGCGUUGAGGGAGAUGUCCGGAUCACCAGUGUUACUGCCCAUGGAGGAGUCAUCCACUGCUAAUCUCUCUGACGAUGAAGAUGAUAAAUUGGAGGAUGGUGAUGAGGAUGCUGAGAGCGAGAAGCUCAGCCAGUCCAUUGACAAUACAUCUGAUAAGCCUGACGCACCUGGCUGCCGCCUUAGAUCUGAUCAUCGGAAGGAGAAGUCCCUCGGGUUGCUCACUCAGAAUUUUGUCAAGCUCUUCCUCACCAUGGAGGUUGAGACGGUCUCACUGGAUGAAGCUGCUAGGCUUCUCCUUGGAGAGGGACAUGCUGAGAGCAAUAUGAGAACUAAAGUUCGGCGAUUGUAUGACAUUGCCAAUGUACUAUCUUCUUUGAACCUCAUUGAGAAGACACAGCAAGCUGAGACAAGAAAGCCUGCGUUCCGGUGGCUGGGCCAAGCAAAGCGAAUGCAAGAGAACAAUGUCACGGUUGCUCUAGCCCCUGUCAGGCCCAAUAAAAGAGCAUUUGGUACUGAUCUUACAAACAUUGACAAUAAGCGGGGCAGGUUGGACUCCGCAAUGGAGAACAAAGCCAAGCUCAUGCAGGGUGCUGGCAACAUAGUGAAGACUUUUGAGAGGCAGCUGGGGCAAGGAAACAGGAGUGACUUUGUUUAUGGGCCCUUCCACCCUGCUGUUGCAAAGAAACAGGAAACUGAUGAUCACACCAUUAAGCAGAAGGAGAGAAGGACCAUUCAGGACUGGGAAAACCUUGCUGUGUCCUUCCGUCCGCAAUACCAAAACCAAGCGUUGAAUGAUCUUUUUGGUCAUUAUGUGGAAGCAUGGAAAUCAUGGUACUUGGAUCUUACACGGGAAACAUCAUCAUGAAAUAGAAUUUUGGCAGGUCUGUUGUAAAUCAAUUCCAGUAGGCAGAUCAACUCAGUUGUUGAUGCAUGCUUAGGAACUGAUUUGUACAAGGUGUAAUAAAAAACAAAGGCAAUGUUGGCCUUUGAUUGAUUGUGUUUACUCAAAUGCAAGGAAUGAGGCCAUUUUAUCAAAAAGGAAAAAAGGCAGAAAAAUUGACCGAUAGUCACAUUGUUUGUUGACAAUCACUCCAUAGUCAACACUAAAGGUUACCAUUUCCAGUAUUUGUUUCGUUGUUCUAUCAAACAGCAUAAAGGAGUUGGUUUGGUAUGAUCACCAAGACACCAA
Setaria italica (foxtail millet) is the source of this 1923-nucleotide messenger RNA. Its product is annotated as E2F transcription factor-like E2FE. The record is from RefSeq and is a predicted model, not a curated record. Lineage: Eukaryota; Viridiplantae; Streptophyta; Magnoliopsida; Poales; Poaceae. The coding region runs from base 244 to 1599 and encodes 451 amino acids. The transcript has 10 exons. Gene Ontology annotation, cellular component: RNA polymerase II transcription regulator complex. Gene Ontology annotation, molecular function: RNA polymerase II cis-regulatory region sequence-specific DNA binding; DNA-binding transcription factor activity, RNA polymerase II-specific. Gene Ontology annotation, biological process: regulation of transcription by RNA polymerase II.